AUGAGGAAUCACUCAGUGGUGACUGAAUUUAUCCUGCUGGGCAUCCCACACACAGAGCGAAUGGAGACCAUGCUCUUUGCCCUGUUUUUGUCCUUCUAUCUCUUCACUUUGAUGGGGAACUUGCUCAUCUUACUCGCAAUUGUUUCCUCCACUCGGCUUCAUACUCCCAUGUAUUUCUUUCUGUGCAAGCUAUCUGUUUUUGACAUUUUUUUCCCUUCGGUGAGCUCUCCCAAGAUGCUGUUCUACCUCUCAGGGAACAGCCGAGCUAUCUCCUAUGCAGGCUGUGUGUCUCAGCUCUUCUUUUACCACUUUCUGGGCUGCACGGAGUGUUUCCUGUACACUGUGAUGGCCUAUGACCGCUUUGUGGCCAUAUGUUACCCUCUGCGCUACACAGUCAUUGUGAGCCACAGAGUGUGUGCCAUCCUGGCUACGGGCACUUCAUUUUUUGGCUGCAUUCAGGCCACUUUUUUAACCACUCUCACUUUUCAAUUGCCCUACUGUGGUCCCAAUGAGGUAGACUAUUACUUUUGUGAUAUCCCAGUGAUGCUGAAGCUGGCCUGUGCAGACACCUCGACCCUGGAGAUGGUGGGAUUCAUCAGUGUGGGCCUUAUGCCCCUCAGCUGCUUCCUUCUCAUUCUCACCUCCUAUACUCGCAUUGUCUACUCCAUCUUGCAGAUCCGCUCUGCAGAAGGCCGACACCGUGCCUUCUCCACCUGCAGUGCCCACCUCACUGCCAUCCUUCUUUUCUACAUGCCAGUGGUCCUCAUCUACCUGCAGCCCACCCCCAGCCCUUGGCUUAAUGCAACUGUUCAGGUCCUAAACAACCUGGUCACUCCCAUGCUGAACCCCUUGAUUUAUAGCCUCCGGAAUAAGGAGGUGAAAUCAUCUCUAAGGAAGGUCUUACAUCAGUUUGGUUUCCUCCCUGAGCAGCUGUAG
Molecule: messenger RNA, 936 nt
Organism: Orycteropus afer afer
Lineage: Eukaryota; Metazoa; Chordata; Mammalia; Tubulidentata; Orycteropodidae
Product: olfactory receptor 149-like
Exons: 1
Coding region: 1-936 (311 amino acids)
Biological process (GO): G protein-coupled receptor signaling pathway
Cellular component (GO): membrane
Molecular function (GO): olfactory receptor activity; G protein-coupled receptor activity
Source: RefSeq, a predicted model, not a curated record